Messenger RNA from Astrephomene gubernaculifera, 2832 nucleotides. The record is from the annotation of a GenBank genome assembly. Lineage: Eukaryota; Viridiplantae; Chlorophyta; Chlorophyceae; Chlamydomonadales; Astrephomenaceae.
GUGUAACUUACAUAAUGCUAUGCGUGGCAGAAAGCGUCUUACAAGCUUUGCCUUCGAGACGCUUACAAUAAUUGGUACUCGAGAUUCAGUGCGCGACAGCAACCGCUUGCAUACCUCACGCUGUGCUGGUAUAUUUUACCAUCAAUUCCACUACUUACUACGUUUACCUGCAAACAAUUAGGUAGAUACUGGAAGGGCACGGCAAUUGGAGAGCAAUGGCCCUGACACGGCUUUAUCUGUUAGCUUCCCUUCUAGCUACCGCAAUCAGUUUUAGAGCCGCCCAUGCUACGAUACCGGAGGGCUCGGCGCAGGAGCUUGCCGAUGACGACUUCGUCGUUGCAAUCUCAACUGCCAGCAGCCGCCUGGUGCUCGCUCAAGGCACGAGGGCAUAUCGAGCAGGCAUACGCACCUUCAUCAUGAACAGCAACGAAACAGAAAUACCCUUUCUCAACAAAGUCUACGCCAAGUACCGUGAAACGUACGAAUACUUUCCGGAUGAGGAGGAUCCCGACCCCAAGCGCUGGCAUGCUAAGAACCCCGGCGACUUCCGCGCAGCCAUGGCCCCCUUCGCUGCGCACCGCCACUUUGGCAACACCUACAAAUGGAUGCUGUACGGUGAUGACGACACGCUCUUCUUCAUGCGGGGUGUACAACAGCUGCUUUCAAAUUUUGAUCCGGAACUUCCCCUCGCGCUUUCCGACAACCUCUGGUACGAGACCGGCCACCCGCGGCUAGAAUCCUUCCGCUGCCUUCCCUGCGGCUUCAACACCAGCAACAUGCCCGCCGCGCAAACCGACACCGGUUACACACCGCGUGCAGCAUGCCCGUACUGCACGCGCAAGGACGCCUGCCCGCCUUCCAAGCCCUCCUGCGCCAUCACAGGCGCCCAUGGAGGCGCAGGCAUGAUCUUCUCAGUGGGUCUUAUGCGGCAACUAGAUCUGUCGUACGAUGCCGCCCUGGCCUGCAUGAACGACCUCAGGCACUGCAGCGGCGGCGAUUGCCUGGUCUCGCAGUGCCUCUGGCGGGCCGGGUACGGCUUCACAGAUCCCGGCUUCUCGCUGCAGUACACACAGCCGUACGAUCACGUACUCUUUGACAACAUGGAAGCCCGAUGGUUCUUAAAAAGCCCUAUCGAGAGUAUCACAAUGGGUAACUGCGGUCCGUUGUGUCGUAACGUCAUCCAGCAUGCGGUGAGCUACCAUGUGAGGGGAAAGUCCUUUCCUUCCUUUGCAAAGGCGGCGGCAUUCAUGUACGGCCUGACGGAGUCGUACGGCGCUGCCAUUGAGUUCCUGGCGCUGCAGGCGGACCGGGGAAGUCGAGGAGUCGCGGCGGCAGUGGGCGGUGAAGAGGAGGGCGGGGAGGGAGGUGCGGGCGGUGGAACCAAUGGGGAUGGCUUGUGGGAGGCUGAGGAGGAGGAGGGGAAGGGAACAGACCUGUAAAGGGGGUUUGCUGUUGCAGGUAGUAGAUGUAAAGGAGGAGGGUGAGGAGGAACUGGUUGGUUAGCGCAGGGCUAACGUUUGGCGGUGUGGAAUGUCUCGGCUUUCAUGUAAAUUAAGUUAUGGCAACGCUGUCGAGGGCGGAUUUCAGAAACUGCAGCAUCUGCAAAAUGGAGCGGCGCAUUCCCGCUUCUAGCAUUCACAUGAACCCCGCUAUGCAUUAUAUGUAGUGAGCGCAUGUGUGCAUACAGUAACUACUAGUAGAUGUGCGUGUGUGUGUCAUGGCGAGAACAAUCGCCCCUUGCCAGACAUGUGCCCUGCGUGUGGACGGCGACGGGGUAGCGAUCUGGCGUGGGGGUCAUUGGUAUUAAGUUCGGGUUAAGAAAUUGAGUGAAUGCACAACCGUGUCAUGUGCAUUAUUGGGUCGCUGCAGCCUCUGCAUCAAGCUACCGUGUGUGCCGUAAGCUGCGUCUGCUUGCCACCGACCCAUGGGUCGACAUGACUUUUGCUAUCUCCCUGGCUAUACCGCAUGUGGCAGGAGUAGCAGAGAGGAGGCUGCAGGCCGGGCUACAGCUAGCGUGGCAUGUCUAGUGCCUAACCCCUAGUUGGGGCCCUUGUCCGGCCCGGCAUGAUGGCUCUGGACAGCUCUGUGGGUCAUAUCCGCGAAUGCGUGUGGCAUGGGGUGGGGCCCACCCCUGUUGACAACAAGAGGUGGCACAGGUUUGGCUAACCUCAUGGUUGGGUUGUAGAGACGGUAGUAGUACUCGAGACGGUAGGAUAGAUCAAAAGGGGAUAGACCAAGGUGCAAGAGGCUGCAGGCGCGUAUGUGGAGUAGGCCAUUACCCAUGACGACAUGAGAGAGGCCAGGUAGGAGUACCGCUGUCCUAGGUGACGGUGGCGGGGAGGAACAGGGCGUUGGCAGCACCUGGAAUCCUGGAUGGCUGCUGCUGGCGGUGCUAACACUCGUGAGCUCGCGUGUGGAGGGGGGCUCCGGCGGUGCUGACUGCUGCUGCAGGACAAGCGGCGUGUGAAGGAAACGGCGUCAAGCCCUGGGUAUGUUCGCAACGACUGCAAUGGCGCAUUGAGGGAAAAGCAUUAAGGAAUAGUGCGGGUGUAGUGGAUAUCUCCAGCGACCUGGCCCGGUUUCAAGAAGCACUAGACGGGGUCGGUGGCGCUAUGUGCCUGUGUGCGGCAUGCGUGUUAGAUGGCAAGGACUACGGUGGCGUCUUCCGAAUGUAUGGCGAAUAGUGUGGGGGCAUGGGAGGGCCGGAAUACGCAGGAUGGGUACUGGCACCCUUUUGGGGCUCGCAUUCGUUGCCACCGGUGGUAACAUAGCGUCUGGGAUGCCGAUAACACUGCCAUGCCAGGUGGUUGGUCCAGGAUUGCUUAAGCGGGA